This is a messenger RNA of Emericellopsis atlantica, 501 nucleotides long. RefSeq names its product peptidyl-prolyl cis-trans isomerase-like 3. The transcript is spliced from 2 exons. Gene Ontology annotation, cellular component: catalytic step 2 spliceosome. The coding region runs from base 1 to 501 and encodes 166 amino acids. NCBI's taxonomy places the organism in Eukaryota, Fungi, Ascomycota, Sordariomycetes, Hypocreales, Bionectriaceae. Gene Ontology annotation, biological process: protein folding; protein peptidyl-prolyl isomerization. Gene Ontology annotation, molecular function: peptidyl-prolyl cis-trans isomerase activity. The record is from RefSeq and is a predicted model, not a curated record.
AUGUCCGUCACUCUCCACACCACCCACGGCGACAUCAAGAUCGAGGUGUUUUGCGAAAGCGUGCCCAAGACAGCAGAGAAUUUCCUCGCGCUCUGUGCGUCGGGCUACUACGAUGCCUCCCCCUUUCACCGCCUGAUCCCCAAGUUCAUGGCACAGACCGGCGCCCCCGCGACACCAACCCCCGAGAACCCCAAGGGCGGCCGGUCCAUCUGGGGCGGCGCGUUCGAGGACGAGAUCCGCCCAGCCCUGAAGCACGGCGGUCGUGGCGUCGUGUCCAUGGCGAACAAGGGCCCGUCGACAAACGGCUCGCAGUUCUUCAUCCUCUUCGACAAGGCGCCCCAUCUGGAUGGCCUCAAUACCGUCUUUGGCAAGGUGAUUGGGGACGAGGGGCUGGCGACACUCGCCAAGAUGGAGGCUGUAGAGGUCGACAAGAAGAAUCGACCCAAGGAGACGGUCCGUAUUGACUCAGUCACGAUCCAUGCCAAUCCGCUGGCUGGCUGA